Phyllotreta striolata is the source of this 1554-nucleotide messenger RNA. Lineage: Eukaryota; Metazoa; Arthropoda; Insecta; Coleoptera; Chrysomelidae. The record is from the annotation of a GenBank genome assembly.
AUACAAUGCGAUUAUCAACUUUUAAAACUACUUCAUAAAUGAUAAAAAUUCAGCGACUACCAUAUAUUAGGAGUCGGAAAUACUAGAACAGUGUAUGCUUGAAAUUCGUAAUCUUUUCAGUGACAUUGACGUCGAAUUGCUUCUUCCCAAAAACUAAUUGAACAUUAUCAAAAUGGCAGCACAGAAUCCGCAAAUUUUCAUGGGAAAUAUAUUGCACUGCAAAAGUCGCACGGAAAUGGAAGUAAUUGAAAACGGAUACAUAAUAGUUAUCGGAUCGAAGAUAUUGGCUAUUGGCCAGGGGAGCACCCUUUCCGAUGCAAAGGCUAAGUUAUGUUUGGGAAACAAAACGCCGGUGCGGACACUAACUGAGUCCCAGAUUCUUAUUCCCGGCCUAAUUGACACCCAUUUGCACGCUUCGCAAUAUCCGAAUUGCGGCGUGGGAUACGACAAGCAACUCUUGGAUUGGCUGAACACUUACACUUAUCCUACGGAAAAGAAAUUUGCCGAUUUGGAAUUUUCGCGAAAAGUUUUCAAAGCUGUAGUGAAAAAAUCGAUUACUUGUGGAACGACCACGGCGUGUUAUUUUGGAACAAUUUUCAAUGCAAGUUGCAAUGUUCUGGUAGAUACGGUUAUUGAACAAGGUCAAAGGGCGUUAGUUGGAAAAGUUAAUAUGAUCUGUAACGCACCCGACGAUUACAUCGAAUUACCUGAAAAAUCACUUGCUAAUACCAAAGAAUUUGUAAAAUAUGUGAACUCUAAGUAUAAUGAGCUAGUUAAACCCAUUAUAACCCCACGAUUCGCCCUAAGCGUCGACAAGGAGUUUAUGCAAGAGUUGAGUUUACUUGCGAAAUGCGAAGAUUUACAUAUUCAGUCGCACAUCUCCGAGACCAAGGAAGAAGUGGAAUUAGUUGAAAAUAUUUAUGGAACUUUCUACGCAAAUGCUUAUGAUGAAGGAAACUUGUUAACGAAAAAAACUAUAAUGGCGCAUGGUAUCUAUCUUAUGCACGAUGAAUUAAAGCUAUUAGCAAGACGCGGUACAUCGAUAUCUCAUUGUCCAGAUUCAAAUUUGUGCUUAAAAUCUGGAGCCCUUAACGUAAAGCAAUUAUGGGACUAUGGCAUCUCUGUAGGUUUAGGAACAGAUAUAUCUGGGGGCACUUAUCCAUCUGUAAUUAAUGCGAUGAGACUAUGUUUAUAUUUGUCGGUCCAUGUUUCAUUUUAUAUUAAAAACAUGGUUCCUUUAACCUACGAAGAGGUAUUUUACUUAGGAACAUUAGGAGGAAGUGAAGCUCUAUCGCUUCAAAAAGUAACCGGUAAUUUUGAAGUAAAUAAGGAUUUUGAUGCCAUUAUUGUCGAUAUGAACGUUGAAUCUGGACUGGAUUACCUACAGCCAUGUUCGCCCAGAGAACUUUUACAAAAAUUUAUCUACAGCGGAAACGAAACUAACGUUUUGUCGGUUUACGUUGCCGGAAAAUUAGUGAAGUAACCAAGAGAUAAAGUAAAUUUUACUUGACUAAUUCUAAUUUUAGAGAGAUGUUAAUAUUAAUUCGUAUUACA